AUGACCCUGAUAGCAUCAUUAAAUCGAGCGAUGGAGUUUUUGGAUAAUUUCAACGAAGAGCAAGACGGGCUUGAGGUAUCACUACGUUUAGAGGAUCUCAACGAGCUUCGACGACAAUUGGAAGAUGUACAAUGCACGCUAGAAGAGAUGGAAAUGAGCGAAGAAGGUAUGGCUAUUCAUCAAGAGCAAAGAUCCUUAUUCGAGAGGCAGUUUUUCAAAAUAAAGGCUGGCCUAUUAUCCAAAUUACCCUUCCCUGGCGUUCCUAUUGAUUCGCAAAAUACACUCCCUCGGGGUCCUUCCGCAAUCAGGGGUCUCAAAUUGCCGUCAAUAUCAUUGCCAGAAUUUUCCGGAGAUUAUAAAGACUGGCGUGUAUUCUACGACACAUUCUAUGCAUUAAUUCACACUAACCCGGAUCUUCCAGACAUUCAGAAGUUCCAUUAUCUUAGAGCAGCAGUGAAGGGUGAAGCAGCUCAAUUAAUCGAAUCCGUUGAUAUCAGUGCCGCUGAUUAUGCCAGUACGUGGGACACCUUAGUAAAUCGCUACUCAAACGAAUAUCUAAUGAAGAAGAGACGUCUACAAGCAUUGUUUGAUAUACCCCGCAUGGAACGGGAAACCGCAGCAGAUCUUCACGCGAUUGUAGACGUUUUCGAGAGGCAUGUCAAAGGAUUGAACCAAAUGGGAGAACCGACUGAGGCAUGGAGCACAAUUUUGGAGCAUUUAUUAUGCACGCGGCUCCACGAUGACACUCUUAAAGCUUGGGAAGAUCAUGCGUCAACAAUUAACCAACCGACAUACAAAAAUCUAGUCGAUUUCCUGCACAGAAGAAAUCGUGUUCUAGAGUCCAUCUCAGUAAAUCAUCAACAGACACCACCAACCUCACUUGUAUGCUCUCAGGUGUCAACGUCAAAACCUGUAGGUCAAGGAAAUCGGCCCAAUUCCACUCACAGUACCUCAAUGCUUAAAUGCCAUGCUUGCGAUCAACGACAUCCUCUUUUGAAAUGUUUCAAAUUCGGUAAAAUGUCAAUUGACGAGCGAUUAAACGUCAUUAACUCAAAACGAUUGUGCUUGAACUGCUUCCGUAGCACUCAUUAUGCCAGAGACUGUCCUUCGCCAGACAAUUGUCGCGUCUGUGGAAGGCGUCACCAUACCAUGAUUCAUCCGGCUUAUGAUGAAAACUACUACCGAGUUGCCCAAGACCCAAGGUCAUAUAGGUCGGAACAGGCGAAUCAGGCCUAUGUACAUGCUACUCAAUGUGAACAAGACACUGAGGAUCCGGUUUUAACUGCUGCUACUACUACCAACCAAAUCGAUAAAAUAUGUUGCUAUCCAGUAAAGAAACGUGCGACGAAUAUAGUUUUACCCACUGCGAUAGUAAUAAUCGUUGAUUGUUAUGGAAAAGAGCAUUUCGCGCGGGCGAUUCUCGACUCCGCGUCGCAAGCCAAUUUGAUAACUGAAAAUAUGGCUCAACUUUUACGACUUCGGCGCACUAAAACAAACAUGAUUGUGAGCGGGGUUGGGAAUAAUACCAAGCUGGUAACAGAGUCUGUCACUACAGAAAUCCGUUCCAGAAAGAAACACUUCGUAACCAACAUAAAUUUUAUUGUCAUGGAGAAAAUUAUUCCGAAGCUACCCGGUCAAAGCUUUUCCAUUGACCACUGGAAAAUUCCGAAGGAUUUAUUCCUAGCUGAUCCCGAAUUCAACAGAAGCAGCACAAUCGAUCUACUGAUAAGUAAUGAACAUUUCUUCACGUUUUUCACGUCCGCUGCCAGAUUACAACUUUCCGAGUCGUUGCCACCUUUGGUCGAUAGCGUUUUCGGAUGGGUCGUGUCGGGUCCCGUGAAUGCCAGUGAGGUUCCAAGUAAAGUGCUUUCGUGCAACGUACUCGCCACGUCAGUGGAAUCGCUCGAGGAAAAGCUGGAAAGAUUCUGGAAGAUGGAAGAAUUGUUAGUUAGAUCCGAUUAUUCGCCACAGGAGAAGGAAUGCGAAAAAUUCUACUCUCGAACAGUCUCUCGAAUGCCGAACGGACGGUAUAUAGUUCGACUGCCACGACAUUCUAAUUUCAACAUGAUGCUAGGUAGUUCGAAAGAAACGGCCAAAAAACGGUUUGAAUUGCUUGAGCGAAGGUUGGCUAAGAAUUCAAAAUUGAAGCAAGAUUAUCAUCAAUUCAUGGAGGAGUAUCUUGCUCUCGGGCACAUGCGUAUCAUUGAAGACGAGGAACUCGAGCCACCGAGUUUAUGUUAUCUGCCACAUCACCCCGUCAUCAAGGCAUCAAGCACCACCACUAAAGUAAGGGUGGUAUUUGAUGCAUCGGCAAAAACUACGUCUGGGCUCUCACUCAAUGAGGCAUUACUCGUAGGUCCCGUAGUACAAGAUCCUUUGAUUGCUAUUAUACUGCGAUUUCGAACGUAUCCCGUGGCUUUAGUAGCUGAUAUCGAAAAAAUGUACCGCCAAGUUUUGCUGCAUUCUGAAGACACCGCAUUACAACGUAUUUUUUGGAGGUUUCAAGCGAACCAGCCGAUUAAAACAUGUGAAUUGCUAACCGUAACGUACGGAAUGGCACCCUCUUCCUUCUUGGCCACGCGGACACUUCAGCAACUUACUAAGGAUGAGGGACUUGCUUACCCGCUCGGGUCCAACGCUUUGCAAAAGGGUUUUUACGUCGACGACUUCAUCGGAGGAGCGGCGACGACUGCAGAAGCAAUAAGUGUGCGGGACGAACUCAUUGAACUUCUCGCAAAAGGAGGGUGCUGUUUACGAAAAUGGGUAUCAAACGACCAACGAGUGCUGAAUGGUCUAACUUCAAGCCAAGUAGCUGCACCUAUUGAACACCGAUUUGAUAGGGACGGAACGGUUAAAACUCUAGGCGUAUGUUGGGAGCCACAAAGAGACACUCUUCGUUUCGACUCUGAAGUACAGCAGAAAUCUGUUCAUCCAACAAAGCGAUCAAUUCUCUCCGCCAUAUCCCAAUUGUUUGACCCCUUAGGACUAGUUUCACCGGUGAUAAUUCGCGCUAAAAUAUUAAUGCAACAGCUUUGGUCGCUAUCUGGUGGCUGGGAUGACAAAGUUCCAAAUCCGGUAAAAGAUAAAUGGCAAAAUUAUAUGCUACAGUUACGAAAGCUUUCCGAAUUCCGCAUAGCUCGCUAUGCUUUAUUACCAAAUUCAAAAUUGCAAUUGCAUACCUUCGCAGAUGCUUCGGAAAAGGCUUACGGUUGUUGCGUCUAUGCACGAUCAAUCGAUGAACAAGGCAAUAUUCGAGUUCAAUUGUUAGCAUCCAAAUCACGCGUGGCGCCUUUAAAGCGUGUAACACUCCCCCGCCUGGAACUGUGUGCAGCAGAUCUAGCUGCUAAGCUACAUAACUGUGUAGUCCACGCUCUUAGCUUGAAUGUGACAUCAUCUGACUUUUGGUCGGACUCAAUGGUAACACUACAAUGGCUAAAAUCCGAACCUAGCACAUGGAAAACCUUUGUCGCCAACCGAGUAUCAGAAAUUCAAUCUCUUACGCAGGGUUCCUCAUGGCAUCAUGUGGCAGGCAAACAGAACCCAGCUGACUUAGUAUCGAGAGGAGUUGAAGUUGAUGAUUUUCUAUCAAAUAAGUUAUGGACCAAUGGACCUGAUUGGCUCGUGUUACCCGAGAACCAGUGGCCGGUUUCAGUCAUCCCCGAAUAUCCAGAAGCAGGAAAUGAACGCCGAAGAGAGCAAGUGGUGGCGGUACUAAAUUCACGCCCUACACACAACCCUAUAUUCAAUCUGUGUUCCUCUUAUCUUCGUCUUGGUCGAAUAGUUGCAUAUUGCCUUCGGUUCAUCCAAAACGUACGAGUUAAGACUAGAUCGCGAUCAGGUUCUGCGAUUAGAGAAUCACCUAGCCAACUGUUGACAGUACAGGAAAUAUCAGCAGCCAACACUCGUUUGGUGCAAUUAGCCCAAGCGGAUUCAUUCACGGAAGAGUUAAAGGAUUUGAGUUCUGGCAAAACCCUUUCAAAACGGUCCCAUAUUCGCUCCCUUGUUCCAUUCAUUGAUCCGGAAGGUACCAUCCGAGUGGGAGGGAGACUAAAGUUAUCUGAACAGCCAUAUCUAUUCAAACAUCCUGCUCUCCUACCACACUUCCAUCCAUAUGCUCGACUGAUAGCCAAGCAUUAUCACCUUAUGUUGAUACACGGUGGUGUCCGCUCAACGCUUUCCUCUAUGAGAGAAUUCUACUGGCCUGUUAAUGGGAGAAGAUUAAUCAGAAGCGUAAUGCGAAGUUGUUACCAAUGCGCUCGAGCUAGCCCUAUUCCCGUCACCCAGCAGAUGGGACAGUUACCCGCACUUCGAGUCACCGCUAAUAAACCAUUCGCAGCAACCGGAAUUGACUUUGCCGGUCCAUUAUAUUUAAAACCAAUCCAUAAACGCGCCGCUUCUGUAAAGGCAUACAUUUGCAUCUUUAUAUGCUUUUGCACAAAGGCUGUGCACAUAGAAUUAGUCAGUGACCUCUCGACUCAAGCAUUUCUAUCUGCCCUUCGCCGAUUCAUCGCCCGUCGUGGACGGCCGUCCCAUAUUUACUCCGACAACGGAAAAAACUUCGAAGGCGCGAAAAAUGAACUGGAUGAUAUACGUCGUAUUUUGCUCGAUAAUCAGAAUACUAUUCAAGAGGCUUGCACUAACGAAUUUAUCACCUGGCAUUUAAAUCCUCCAAAGGCCCCACAUUUUGGUGGUUUAUGGGAGGCAGCGAUAUGA
Molecule: messenger RNA, 4713 nt
Organism: Malaya genurostris
Lineage: Eukaryota; Metazoa; Arthropoda; Insecta; Diptera; Culicidae
Exons: 2
Coding region: 1-4713 (1570 amino acids)
Biological process (GO): DNA integration
Molecular function (GO): zinc ion binding; nucleic acid binding
Source: RefSeq, a predicted model, not a curated record